AUGAAUCGCUAUCAAUCACUAUCGUCACAGUCCAAUUCUUAUGGAGAGUAUACUUCUAAUUUUUCUGAUUUGAUCCAAGGGAUAUUUCAGUUUACUUUUGAUCUGUCCCUAGCUUUAAUAAAGCGUUUGUUUGGAUCCCAAGGUAAUUAUAAUAGUUCUGCGAUUGCAGAUGAAUUCAGACCAGUGGAUUUACAACCUUCGUUGUCCGCAAAUGGACUGCGUUCAUUACGUUUUGACGGGAAUCAGAAAUCGUUUGAAAACCAUGGGUAUCAUCCGUGGUUAGUCGUCGCAGUAGGUUUAUUGGCGGUUGCUAUGUUAAGUUACGAUUCAUCGAAAUCUGAAAGGAAGCCAGCACCCGUUCAUGAGCAGGAGGAAUCGUUUGAAGAGCCUACUGAAGAGCUUAUUGGGGAAUCUGGACUUACAGAUGACGACACAAGUGGCAAAUAUGUCUUCAGGAGAAAGCUGCCCAUUUCUCUAGAUAUGCCAAAAACUUUUCGAACGCAACGUAAGGAAAUCGGACUGCCCUAUCAAGAUGUAACAGUUUCGAGAUCUACACCAAUUUCAUUAUUGUUAUGGGAAUCAAAGUAA
Zygosaccharomyces rouxii is the source of this 588-nucleotide messenger RNA. RefSeq lists its product as uncharacterized. Lineage: Eukaryota; Fungi; Ascomycota; Saccharomycetes; Saccharomycetales; Saccharomycetaceae. The transcript has a single exon. Bases 1 to 588 code for a protein of 195 amino acids. The record is from RefSeq and is a predicted model, not a curated record.